GUCAUGACCCAUCUCUAGUUUCUAGUGAUGCCUACACACCACGCCGCUGCACUGGCAAUCAUCGCGGAGGUGUCGCUGUCAACGUCAUUUGUAGCCUAGGACGCCCAGGUGGGCCUAGAUUGCUGUCCGUCACAAUCCUGUCGUCCUAGAUCGCUGUCUGUCACAAUCCUUUAGAGAAGCGUCUUCCUCGAUUUUCAUCUCAUCUUGCCUUGUUUCGGUUGCGAGCUGCUUCUUCACAGCAGCUGAAUUGACGGUGUUCCCACAUGGCGCGCAAGAAGAUCCGCGAGUAUGACUCAAAGCGCCUCCUGAAGGAACAUAUGAAACGGCUUGCCGGCGUUGAGCUCCCAAUGAAUGCAGCCCAGGUCACUGCAGAGACGGACUGGUCCCAGCUGGCACGGGACAACCCCUGGCUGACCAAGAGCAGGCUGGUGGUCAAGCCCGACAUGCUGUUCGGCAAGCGUGGGAAGAGCGGCCUUGUUGGCCUCAACCUUGACCUGGAGGGCGUGGAGGAGUUUGUGGCGCAGCGGCUGGGCAAGAGCGUGGAGGUCAGCGGCACACGCGGCCCUGUCACCCACUUCAUUGUGGAGCCAUUUGUGCCCCACGACGACGAGUACUACCUGUCCAUCACCUCACAGCGCCUGGGGUCGGAUGUGCGCUUCUCGGAUGCAGGGGGGGUCGAGAUUGAAGAGAAUUGGGACAAGGUGAAGCACGUGUUUGUCCCGUCCGACAGCCCGCUGACCCCCGACCUGAUGGCCCCCCUGAUUGCCACGCUGCCGCUGGAGAUCCACGACGUGAUGCAGGCCUUCCUGGCGGCCGCGUUUGCGGUGUACACCGACCUCGACUUCUCCCUCCUCGAGAUGAACCCCUUCACGCUCGUGGCCGGCCAGCCCUUCCCCCUCGACCUGCGCGGCGAGCUUGAUGACACGGCGCAGUUCAAGGACUUCCAAAAGUGGGGCGACAUCGAGUUCCCCCUCCCCUUCGGCCGCACCAUGUCGCUGGCGGAGCACCACAUCCACUCUCUCGACGAAAAGACGGGCGCCUCUCUGAAGCUAACCAUCCUGAACCCCAAGGGCCGCAUCUGGACCAUGGUGGCGGGCGGGGGCGCCUCCGUCAUCUACACCGACACCGUGGGCGACCUGGGGUACGCACACGAGCUGGGCAACUACGCCGAGUACAGCGGGGCGCCCAGCGAGGACGAGACGCUCAAGUACGCGCGCACGCUCGUGGACUGUGCGACGGCGGACCCGGACCCGCGGGCGCGCGCUCUGAUCGUGGGGGGUGGCAUUGCCAACUUCACUGACGUGGCGGCGACGUUCAACGGGAUCAUCAAGGCGUUCCGGGAGAAGCAGGAGCAGAUCAAGGCGGCGCACAUGCGCAUCUUCGUGCGGCGAGGGGGGCCCAACUACAAGACGGGGCUGCAGAAGAUGAAGGAGCUCGGAACCGAGAUCGGAGUGCCGAUUGAGGUAUAUGGACCCGAAGCCAGCAUGACCGGCAUCUGUAAAAAAGCAAUCGACUUCAUCAAGGAGGCCGAUGCAAAGGUGUCCAAGUAAUGAAGUGUGUGUUGAACGACUGGGAUUACAGACUUUUACAAGUCAGCAGCAGUUACCAGUAACGGUAAGAGGAAACGUUAUUCAGAAACCGGCGAAGUCUCCCGCGCAGAUGUUACUGACAGCCUGGCACGGUUAAAUUUGAUUUUCAGCAUCCCUCAUGUUACGAACUCUCACAUGACCGAGAGUGUGGACAUCCUCUAACGCCAAAACCAACCGCAGUUCAUUCAAGGUGCGUCUGUACUGAAAUUUGUAUCGAAGUUUCUCAGGACACUUGAGCGAGAACGUAGACUUUCAAGGCGAGAUGUACAGGGCGUCUCCAAGAAGCCUAAGCUGCAGAUAUGUCUAAAGCAUGCUUUUCCCGACUGUCUAACUGUCUGCUUCUGCGGCCCUUCCGGCCCGUCAGACUCGAAUGAUCUGUGCAUGGCUUUGUAAUCAAUAUGAC
Messenger RNA from Klebsormidium nitens, 1992 nucleotides. NCBI's taxonomy places the organism in Eukaryota, Viridiplantae, Streptophyta, Klebsormidiophyceae, Klebsormidiales, Klebsormidiaceae. The record is from the annotation of a GenBank genome assembly.